This is a messenger RNA of Synchiropus splendidus (mandarinfish), 3276 nucleotides long. Its product is annotated as retinoic acid receptor alpha-A-like. The record is from RefSeq and is a predicted model, not a curated record. Gene Ontology annotation, biological process: cellular response to corticotropin-releasing hormone stimulus; regulation of transcription by RNA polymerase II; retinoic acid receptor signaling pathway. Gene Ontology annotation, cellular component: nucleus; transcription regulator complex. NCBI's taxonomy places the organism in Eukaryota, Metazoa, Chordata, Actinopteri, Syngnathiformes, Callionymidae. Gene Ontology annotation, molecular function: zinc ion binding; nuclear glucocorticoid receptor binding; nuclear receptor activity. The transcript has 9 exons. Bases 745 to 2148 code for a protein of 467 amino acids.
CCGCUGUGAACCUGGGCAGCGCGAGGGAGAGGCGCGAGAGGGCGUCGGGUGCAGGCCGGAGGUUACCACAGGACACUGGCGCCUGCCUCCGCCGCGGCUGCUCGUCUCCUGCGCACUCGGACAGAAACAAACCCCGGAGAUUCCUGUCGGAUUCGUUCGUUCUCGGGCGACUUCCGUCCACCAGCGGGACUCGCUCAGGCAACUUGGGACGGUGAGCGCUGCCGCGCCGCGGUGGCGGGGAGGGAGGCGAGCCUCGCUGGACUCUGUGAGCCCCGGAGCGGAGCCUGGAGCGCCGGACUUUCCCCGCAGCAACACUCGCGCGCGGGUCCGCCAUUGAACCCACCGACUUGCGGGGACAUUUGACCGAGUUGACUUGGAUUUUUCGACUUGACGCGGGCAAGCUAAAGCUAAUGCGGCGCGGAACUGGAAACCAUUGAAAUCAGGGACUUGCUGCUCGCUGCGAAAGUUGUUGCUUUCCGAAGUGGUGACUUGUGGCGCUGCAUCGCGGUUGACUGGCGGGUGGAAGGCGACUCCGCGGAGCUCCAGCACCGCCGGGCAGAGGGGUCAGCGGGACCGGUCAGCUCGUCCUCUCCUCCCCCACCACACCACCCGUCAGGUCUGACAUGAAGAUGUGAACUCCUGCCCCCCCCCCUCCUCCUCCUCCUCCUCCUCCUCUUCCUCCUUUUCUCCUCGCCGUCCCUUUCGGAUUGACAUUAAAAGCGUUCUGGGGGAGAUUCCCAGAAGAUGUACGAGAGCGUGGAUGUGGUGGGUUUGAGCCCGAGCCCCAGCAGCCCGAGCCCCGGCUCCUUCCUGAGCAUGGACUACUACCACCGAUCCCCGGGGCUCCUGUCCGAGAAGGGUCUGCUGCCCGGCCUGGGGCCGCUCCAGCGGCCGUUCGGAGGCUCCCUGCUGACGGGGAGACACUGGAGCGGAUCCAGCCAUUCUAUAGAGACAGAGAGCACGAGUUCGGGAGAAGACUUGCUGGUCCAGAGUCCCCCGUCACCUCCGCCCCCGCCACGAGUCUACAAGCCCUGUUUCGUGUGUCAGGACAAGUCGUCGGGAUACCACUAUGGAGUCAGCGCGUGCGAAGGCUGCAAGGGCUUCUUCCGGAGGAGCAUCCAGAAGAACAUGGUCUACACGUGCCACCGGGACAAAGUCUGCGUCAUCAACAAGGUGACGAGGAACCGCUGCCAGAGCUGCCGCCUGCAGAAGUGUCUGGACGUCGGCAUGUCCAAGGAGUUGGUACGGAACGACCGGACGAAGAAGAAGAAGGAUGAGAAGCGAGCGGUGGAGCCGGAGGUGUACGUGCUGUCGGCCGACACGGAGCAGAUGAUCGAGCGAGUGCGUCGAGCUCACCAGGAGACGUUUCCGUCCCUGUGCCAGCUGGGGAAAUACACCACCAGCAACAGCGCCGAGCGCCGCGUGGCCCUGGACGUGAGUCUGUGGGACAAGUUCAGCGAGCUGUCCACCAAGUGCAUCAUCAAGACGGUGGAGUUUGCCAAGCAGCUGCCCGGCUUCACCACGCUGACCAUCGCCGACCAGAUCACGCUGCUGAAGGCCGCGUGCCUCGACAUCCUGAUCCUGCGGAUCUGCACGCGCUACACUCCGGACCAGGACACCAUGACCUUCUCGGACGGCCUCACUCUGAACCGGACCCAGAUGCACAACGCCGGCUUCGGCCCACUCACCGACCUGGUGUUCUCCUUCGCCAACCAGCUGCUGCCGCUGGAGAUGGACGACGCGGAGACGGGGCUGCUGAGCGCCAUCUGUCUGCUGUGCGGAGACCGUCAGGACCUGGAGGAGGCCAGCAAGGUGGAUGACCUCCAGGAACCCAUGCUGGAGGCCUUGAAGCUCUACGUUCGGAGGAGGAGGCCUGACAAACCCUGCAUGUUCCCCAAAAUACUGAUGAAGAUCACGGACCUCAGGAGCAUCAGUGUGAAGGGGGCAGAGCGAGUCAUCACGUUGAAGAUGGAGAUCCCCGGCUCGAUGCCGCCGCUCAUCCAGGAGAUGCUGGAGAACUCCGAGGGACUGGAGGGUUCCAGCGGCGCCAAAGCACGGGAGAGAGGCGGGAGAGGAGCGGAGGACGGCGUGUCGGCGGGAAGCUCGCCGCCCUCGCCCGGCCUUAGCCCCGCCUCCCUCUCCCCCUGAGCGUCAGACAGAAGCAGGUUUUAGCUUUACGACUAUUUAAAACACUGUGGACGCCGACUGAAGGAAUUCCAUGAAGUUAAUAUGCAAAACCACACUGUAAUAUUUGUACAUAGAAAGAGACUGUGAGUGUUUUCAUCCGGUGGUCCAGCCAGAAGCUAUUUUCCUAAGUGUACAUGUGUAAAUAAUGUGUCUCCUGGAAGCAGCUCGCUGUAAAUAUCCCAGCCACUUCUCCUCACGUCAGGGACGGAACUGGUGAUCACGGAAACAGAUGUUUUGAUAGCUAGAUGUCUUUGUAUCACUGUAAUAAACACCUGAGAUUCUGCAGCAUGUGGCCGACGUCUUUCUGUCAGACCUGUCCGUGCCUCACGCUCUUCAAAUACCAAGCACCAGCGACUCGUUUUUCAUUCCGUAACACACAAUUUUCCAUGUUAUGAUCUCUGCCAAGUCUGAGGAACGCUGCCUUCUGCUGGUGUAUCGUGGUAUGACAACACGAGGAGUUCUAAUACGGAAGUCUGUCAGAAAAACCACGACACAUGUUUCAUGUUAUGAUGGAUGAUGAUGAUGUCCAACACACAAUAUGACACUGACUGAAACAAUUGCACAAGACUGGAGAACACAGAGACAAGACAAGUCUGUCCUUAUUUGUCCUGGUGCUGUCAGCAGCACGGGUCAGAACCAGGACAAGCUCUUGGUCAAACACAGAAGUCAACAGUGGCAGACUUUCGGCAAACACAAACAGAGACGCGUCUCACCUCCACCCGACACACGUCUGCUUCACUUCUCCUGCCUCUUUCCCUCCAGUGUUGCCACAUUCAUCCUCCACCUUCACUGUCUUCAUCCUCCGUCAGUCACACCUUCAGCUCCAGUUCAUUGUGAACCUCGGUGGUUGUCCUGCUCUCCUUCUCCAACACUGUCUGACUAAGGAGUCUCACCAACUGUCAAGCUUGACUCUGAUGUCACAGCCACAUCACCUGCACUCUCUUCUUCACCUCCUCACAUACUUGGUCUGUGUUCAUCCCCUCUCUUUGGUCGCGCAGGUCUUCUGGGAUGCAGGACCCAGGUGGGCGUGGCUCAUUUCUCUAUGUGUGUUGUCUAUAUGUUUAUUCUCAGCUUAACGAAAUCCAGUUU